Molecule: messenger RNA, 717 nt
Organism: Epithele typhae
Lineage: Eukaryota; Fungi; Basidiomycota; Agaricomycetes; Polyporales; Epitheliaceae
Exons: 4
Coding region: 1-717 (238 amino acids)
Source: RefSeq, a predicted model, not a curated record
AUGAGCAAACGUCUUGCUUCCUUCAAGGGCCCGUCGACCCCCUCCUCUUCUCCCGUCGCUGCGCGACUGCAGCCCGGCCAGCCGUCCCCCUCCAAAACCAGCGAGCUCCCCCACCACCGCACCCUCCGGAACAACCUCCUCGAGAUCCGUGCACUCGCUGCCGAGUGGGACGACAGGGUGUCUUCUCAAGGACUGAGGGCGGCGUCCAAACUUAUCGACGCUCGCACUGAGCUCGACAACGAGCUGGCGCUCCUGCCUUCCGGCAAGCAGCCCACUUACCCCAUCGUCCUCGAGAAACUUCGUGCCAUGGAGGACUGCAUCGAGGAUCUCCGCACUGUGGUCACACGGCUAGUAAGCCAUCACUCUAGCCGAAGGCUUUUCCAAAAGCUCAACAAAAUCAUUCGAAGUCUCGAAGACCUCUUGUACGAGGUGCAUAAAACCAAAGGAUGGAAUUUCGUCGAAGAGCCGCUCUGGGUGACUUGGUCACUGGAGAAAUUCGUCACAAAACUGCCAUUCAUCCUGAAGCCGUAUCGUCGGUCUCUGGAGAUGCAUCUUCGGCUCCUUGAACAGCUCCGGCCUCACGACGUGACCUUCGACGAGUCCCGUCGGAUCAUCUCCCAGUGGCAAGCCCAGCCGCACCUCGCACAGGGCGGAUGGGACGUCAUCUGGGAAGACAUCUGUUCAGUCGAGGUCGAUCGCUGGCCGGCACCUCGGUGA